AUGCCAAUCACUAGGUCCCAGCCGGUAAUUACCCGCCGACGCCCGGUGAUUACUGAGCAUCUCCGACAGGGAGGAAGAUUGUUUUGUUCACAAACAAUCUUCCUCCCUGUCAGCUUGAGCACACUGCUUGGGAUGGAUGUGCAGAGUACAGCCAUCCUGAUCAGUGUGCUUACAGUGAAGAACACCCCUCCCCCCUAAGUAAAACACUCCCAGCACACAGGUAACCCUUUGAUCGACCCUCACAUUAACCCCUUCCUGCUCAGUGCCAUUAGUACAGUGUCAGUGCUUUUUUUUAGCACUGAUCACUGUAUUGGUGUCACUGGGGUGUCAGUGACACCAAGUUAGAUCCCCCCAGUGUCAGAAUGUCCGUUGCAGUCCCGCUAA
Messenger RNA from Staurois parvus, 384 nucleotides. The record is from the annotation of a GenBank genome assembly. Lineage: Eukaryota; Metazoa; Chordata; Amphibia; Anura; Ranidae.